Hyaena hyaena (striped hyena) is the source of this 3782-nucleotide messenger RNA. It is a transcript of the gene UBP1, whose product is annotated as upstream binding protein 1. Gene Ontology annotation, molecular function: RNA polymerase II cis-regulatory region sequence-specific DNA binding; DNA-binding transcription activator activity, RNA polymerase II-specific. Bases 237 to 1859 code for a protein of 540 amino acids. The transcript is spliced from 16 exons. Gene Ontology annotation, cellular component: nucleus. Gene Ontology annotation, biological process: regulation of transcription by RNA polymerase II. Lineage: Eukaryota; Metazoa; Chordata; Mammalia; Carnivora; Hyaenidae. The record is from RefSeq and is a predicted model, not a curated record.
GAGGGAGGCGCUGCCGGCGGCCCGGCCGCUCCCGCUGCAGCUGCUCGCCGGGCUCGCCGCGCCCUGCUUGCGGGGCCCCGGACGCUCUCGUCCCGGCCGCCGCCCGGGCCGCCUGUGGUGACCAUCCGCCGCGCCGCCCGAGGCUUCACCCGCGCCCUCCCCCAGGGCGCGCCCGCGGAGCUCCGGCCCCAUCGCCUGCUCGCGGAGGCCGCGCCGGGCGGCGGCGAGGGCGGAAGAUGGCCUGGGUGCUCAAGAUGGACGAGGUGAUCGAGUCCGGGCUGGUGCACGACUUCGACGCCAGCCUCUCGGGCAUCGGGCAGGAGCUGGGCGCCGGCGCCUACAGCAUGAGCGAUGUCUUGGCAUUGCCCAUUUUUAAGCAGGAAGAUUCCAGCCUUCCUUUGGACGGUGAGACUAAACACCCCCCCUUUCAGUAUGUGAUGUGCGCCGCCACCUCGCCAGCCGUCAAGCUGCAUGAUGAGACACUCACGUACUUGAACCAAGGUCAGUCUUACGAAAUUCGGAUGCUGGAUAAUCGGAAAAUGGGAGACAUGCCAGAGAUUACUGGAAAAUUGGUAAAGAGCAUCAUAAGGGUCGUGUUCCACGACAGACGGCUGCAGUACACCGAGCAUCAGCAACUUGAAGGCUGGAAGUGGAAUCGUCCGGGGGACAGACUUCUCGAUUUAGAUAUUCCAAUGUCUGUGGGAAUAAUUGACACAAGGACAAAUCCAAGCCAGUUAAACGCGGUGGAAUUUCUGUGGGACCCUGCAAAGCGCACAUCUGCUUUCAUUCAGGUACACUGCAUCAGCACCGAGUUUACUCCCCGGAAGCACGGCGGCGAGAAGGGGGUGCCUUUCAGGAUCCAGGUGGACACCUUUAAGCAGAAUGAAAACGGAGAGUACACGGACCACCUGCACUCAGCUAGCUGCCAGAUCAAAGUGUUUAAGCCUAAAGGUGCAGACAGGAAACAAAAGACUGACCGAGAGAAGAUGGAGAAGAGAACCGCUCAUGAGAAAGAGAAGUACCAGCCGUCUUACGACACCACCAUCCUCACAGAGAUGAGGCUUGAGCCUAUAAUUGAAGAUGCAGUUGAACAUGAGCAGAAAAAGUCCAGCAAGCGGACUUUGCCAGCAGACUACGGUGAUUCUCUGGCAAAGCGAGGCAGUUGCUCUCCGUGGCCCGAUACCCCCACAGCCUACGUGAAUAGCAGCCCUUCCACAGCGCCCGCCUUCACCUCCCCGCAGCAGGGCACGUGCAGCGUCCCGGACAGCAAUUCUUCUUCCCCAAAUCAUCAGGGAGACGGAGUGUCACAGCUCUCUAGUGAACAACUUCAGCCUUCAGCCACGAUCCAGGAAACACAACAAUGGCUGCUCAAAAACAGAUUCUCUUCUUACACAAGACUGUUUUCCAAUUUUUCAGGUGCCGACUUAUUAAAACUGACAAAGGAGGAUUUAGUACAAAUUUGUGGUGCAGCCGAUGGCAUUCGGCUCUAUAAUUCACUGAAGUCAAGGGCAGUGCGGCCCCGCUUGACCAUCUACGUGUGCCAGGAGCAGCCGAGUGGUGCCCCGCUGCAGAGCCCGCAGCUGGCGGGCGGCGGAGGCGACAGCAGCGGCGGCGGGACGCCCUACGUUUAUCAUGCAAUCUACUUGGAAGAAAUGGUUGCUUCAGAAGUUGCCCGAAAACUUGCAUUGGUGUUUAAUAUUCCUUUCCACCAAAUUAACCAGGUCUACAGACAGGGUCCCACCGGUAUUCACAUUCUUGUUAGCGACCAGAUGGUUCAGAACUUUCAAGAUGAGAGUUGUUUUUUAUUCUUCACAGUAAAAGCGGAGAACGGGGACGGCAUCCACAUAGUUCUGAAGUGAUGUCUUACUUAGUCUGAACUCUAUUCAGUACCAAAUAAAGUCACGCUUAAAAGUGUGUGAAGACUGAAUCCAAGAAGUCUUGGGAUUGGAUUUUACCGUAUGAAAUGUUUCAUAUUGAAAACACAAGAUGACCUUUCUAAUGAGCUGUAUGAGAGGCGAAUGUCCUCACUGUCACUGCCAUAGCCGAGCAUCCUCGUGAGAGCGAGCACGUCGGGACAGCGGGCGUGCGGCUCCGGGGGCCGCGCGCGGGCGGGCCGCCUGCUUGUCCAGCAGAGGCCAGUAGGUACAGUCCCUAGAAGCAGCCUUGGCUGUCUUUUUACACUGUAUGUAUGCGGUUUGGAAAUGAAUGUAAAACGUACUGUGGGCAUUUACCUCUCUGUGCCAGUCUGGCUCUCCUUGCCUGAACCUUGUGCUGCCCCGGGGCGGGGCCGGGGGCCAGUGCUGUCGUGGAGCCAGCACGGGGUCUGUCCGCAGAUGCCACGCCCUGAUGCCGUGGUUGGUGGUCAGGUAAGAGUCGUGGCACCUUCUCGGAGGAAAUCAUGUGUAAGGGUGUGUGUGACGGGACCGUGCCGGAUCGGGGAGGACGCGAGCCGGGAAGGCGGGCAUGACGCAAACUGCAUUAUCAAGAGUACCUUGGUGAGAGGAUCAGUGUAAACCCUAAUAGGUACAAAGACUUUUGUGUUUUCGCUUUGUCACAGGUUUCCUGAAAAACCUUUUGCCUCCGCUUCCAUUUUUAGCAUUUUGUUUCUGGAUUUCAUUUUCGAAGCCCCGUUGCCCUUUGAAACUCAUGUGGCGUCCCUCCCUCUCCCCGUUUCCGACGACUGGCCCCUCCUCACUCUGAACCCUCCUGUGCUGCCCCACCCCACCCCGUCCCAUGGAAACAGGUGCCCUGGGCAGGGGGAAAACUGUGGUCGUUUUCUGACCUGCCGCCAAGGGGUCUUUGUUACCGAUGAGUUGAAAUUAUUCGUGGCAAAUUAGGUGUCAUAAAUGAAACACUAAAUUGUGCCGUCAGAAUUCCCCACACUUCUGAAAGAUGGAGCUUUAGUACAAUCAUGGAUAAACGCUCUGGUGAUUAUUUAAGAGGCUUUAUUAUACAUCACAUAACGGCCUCUUUUUGUAUACGAAGGGUGCCUCUUCCACAAAACCAAAUGCUUCUCUGCCGCACACUUCUCAAAGGGAGCCCACUGCUUCUGCAAGUUUCUCCUCGUUCUCGCAUCCCUCCCCCACGCACCAGCAAGCAUCCGCGCAGCCUGUGCUCUAGCAGACCGGAUUUGUAAACUCCAGUUCCCCUUUAGCCACGGCAUCUCUGUCCACGUACCCAGCUGUCUCGGUUUUGAAUGUGUCGUUUGACUCUUACCUUUGUUCGGGCAGAAAUAGGAAUGAGUAAUUUGGACUCUGGAAUCUCUCCCGAAGACAGACUCCUUCAGUGGGUGAAAAGCUUUGACGCUUUGUGUUUUAUUCUUAAAGGGGAUUAAGCAGCAGGUCUCUGCAUACUGUCAUCCUUACUCUGACAGUGUCUGUGAGCCCUGUAGACCCCAAGGCGGCGGGACCUUCCUUCUGUCCUCUCCCUUUGCUUCUGUAUGAGCACGUCUUCUGUGCCCAUCACUUGGGAAAGAAGUGAGCAUAUCUCUUGUUUUUAGAGUUUUGCUUGUCUAUUUAGCAUUCCUUUUUGAGUCUCAAGAUAUACGGAACAAUAAAUGUCAUCUAAUGCUGUGUGCUAUUUUGAAUUCCUCACCAAGUUUUAGAAAUGGGGUUAAAAACACUUUAAAAGCUCAUCGAACUUGAAAUUCUACCAAGCAGCAUUGAAAAUUAGUCUGUCCCAGCGAAACAGGUUAAAUUAUGGCACCAGCAAAUUUGCUACUUUGUUUUUUUAAUAGUAGGAUGUAUACAUUUCAGUAAAAUAAAUGUUUUCCGAUUGUUUUG